Molecule: messenger RNA, 2223 nt
Organism: Quercus lobata
Lineage: Eukaryota; Viridiplantae; Streptophyta; Magnoliopsida; Fagales; Fagaceae
Exons: 4
Coding region: 1-2223 (740 amino acids)
Molecular function (GO): protein dimerization activity; DNA binding
Source: RefSeq, a predicted model, not a curated record
AUGGCUCAUCAUAGUUCAGGGGAUCUCGCAUGGGCUCAUGCCCGUGCAGGUGCUUCCUCUGCUUCUGUGGCCUCUGCCCCUGCAAGAUCAGAUGAUCCCACAUGGGCUCAUGCUCGUGCAGUGCCUAAUGCAAAAAAUAACACUAUAUGUUUGCAUUGUAAUAAGUUGAUUAAAGGGGGUGGUAUUACUAGACUUAAGUAUCAUCUUGCUGGGAUUAGGGGUCAAGUUGAACCAUGUAAAAAGGCUUCAUCUGAUAUUAGGUUUCAAAUGAAACAAAUGAUUGAAGACUUGAAAAAAUCUAAACAAACUAAAAAGAGGAUUCAAUUAGAAAUUGGGAACCCAUACGAUGUUGAUGAGGAGGAGGAGGAGGAUGAUGAGGUUAGGGUUGUUGAAAAGAGUCCCCCUCAAACAUUAGGUAAACGAAAAUCUAGGGGAAAGGAUGUUGACAAUGAUAUGAGUCAAAUAAGAGGAAAGAAGAAAAUUAAGAAUUAUUUUGCUCCUAAAACAACCCCCGGUGCUCAACCCUCUAUAAGAAGUGCUUUGGCUACAAAAGCAAUGAUUGAUUCCAUUGCUGCUAUUGGGCCGGGAUUUAAGGGGCCUUCUUUUUAUGAGUUGAGGGGACCCCUUUUGAAAAAUGUUGUCCAUGAAGUUAAUGAUUUUUUGUUAUAUAUAAAAAAUGAUUGGAAAGUAUAUGGCUGUUUACUGAUGUCUAAUGGGUGGACAAAUCAAAAGCAACAACCAAUAAUGAAUUUUUUGGUGUAUUGUCCAAGGGGAGCCAUGUUCUUGAAAUCUAUUGACACUUCAAGCCUUACAAAGGAUGCUGAAAAUUUGUUUAAUAUAUUUGAUUAUGUUGUUCAAGAAAUUGGUGUGGAAUAUAUUGUGCAAUUGAUUACAAAUAAUGCUUCUGCCUAUAAAAAAGCUGGAAAAAAAUUACAGCAGAAGUAUGGUACUUUGUUUUGGUCUCCUUGUGCAGCUCAUUGCAUAGACUUGAUGUUGGAGAAUAUUGCUAAUCCUAGGUGGUUCCCUCUUAUUGAUGAAGCAAUUAAGAAGGCAAAAAAGAUAACAAAGUUCAUUUACAACCAUGGAGUUGUUUUAGACUUGAUGAGGCAAGAUUUUACAAAUGGAAGAGACUUAUGUCGUCCUGCAAUUACAAGGUUUGCCACUAACUUCUUAAGUCUACAAAGCAUGCUAAGGUUCAAAAAAGAGGUUAGACAAAUGUUCACUUGUGAUAAAUGGCUUUCAUGCCCCCAUGCUAAGACUGCCGUUGGGAAGGAGAUAAGUAAAAUUGUUUUGGAAGAUUAUGCGUUUUGGUCUCAAUGCAAGCACAUAGUGAAAGUUAGUAAGCCUUUAGUUAGAGUACUUCGUCUUGUUGAUAGGGAUGAGAAACCUGCUAUGGGGUACUUGUAUGAAGCAAUGGACAAAGCAAAAGAGGAAAUAAAAAGAAGGUUGAAGAACAAAAUUUCUUUGUAUGGACAUUAUGUUAGAGUUAUUGAUACUAGAUGGGACAAACAACUUCAUAGUCCUCUACAUGCAGCAGGUUGCUUUCUUAACCAUGCAAUAUACUUUAGGCCUUCAUUUAAAAGGCAAAAUGAAGUUCAAAGAGGGUUGCUAAGCACUCUAAUGAGUUUGGUUCCCGAUCCUGACAUUCAAGACAAAAUAAGUUCACAACUUGAUGAGUACAAAAAAUCAAUUGGUGACUUUGGCACAUUACUAGCAAUCCGCCAACGAGAGGGACUAAAUCCAGUUUCAUGGUGGAAGCAAUUUGGACUUGAAGCUCCAGACUUACAAUCAUUUGCCAUUCGUGUGCUCAGUCAAUGUUGUAGUGCAACUGGUUGUGAGAGAAAUUGGAGCACAUUUGAAUAUGUUCACUCAAAGAAGAGAAAUAGAUUGGAACAUAAACGAGUAAAUGAUUUGGUCUUUGUCCAUUAUAAUUUGAGGCUUCGAGAAAGGAACAUUCAAAGGAAUAAGUAUGCAAUGGAUCCUAUAAGCUUGGAUAACAUUGACUUGAUGGGAGAUUGGGAUUGCCUUAAUGAACCACCAACCCUAGUGAAUGUGGAAGAGGAUGCUGAACUUGAAACUAUUGAUGUUGAUGACGAUGAUGAUGAUGACAACAACAAUGAACAUGUCUUGACAAAUCUUCCAAUGGGUGCUAGUAGUUCUUGUGGGAGUUCUUUUGAUGAUGAGUUUGAUCCUUUUUUCAUGGAUGAUGAUGAGGAGGAGUAG